GCGCCCAGCGGCGCCGCGCGGGCUGCGCCACCUCGCCCCAAGCCGAGCCGCCGGGGCCGGGGCCGGGGCCGCGGGUAACUCACGGGUGGCGGGGCCGCGGGUAACUCACGGGUGGCAAAGCCGCCGCCGCUCCCGGUUGCCGCGGUGCUGCGCGCGCACGCGCCCGGCCCCGCCCCGCCCUGAGCUGAGCCAAUCGGGGGCGGGCGGGCGCGCGCGGGGCCCGCCGGGAGGCGCGUGUCGGGAUGCGGGCGGCGCUGCGGCGGGUUGGUGCCGGGUCGUGGCCGGCGCGCGCCCUACAGCACGCCCCGCGGCCGCGCUGCGGCGGGACCGGCCCGGCCCCGGCCCAGCGGUGCUGGAGCUGCGGCAGCGCCCUCCCCGGCGCCGAGGGGCCGCCGCGCUUCUGCCCCGGGUGCCGCGCCCUGCAGCCGCCGGGACCGCGGCCCGACCUCUUCCGCCUGAUGGCUUGUGAGCGCUCCUUCCGCGUCGACGCGCAGCAGCUGCAGCGGCGGUUCCGGAGCCUGCAGCGUGCCGUUCACCCCGAUCGCUUCGGCCAGAGGCCGCCGGAAGAACAGUACUACUCUGAGCAACACUCAUCCUUGAUUAACAAGGCGUAUCAAACCCUCCUGAACCCUCUGAGCCGCGGCAUCUAUCUGCUGGAGCUGCACGGAAUGGAGCCAGCACAGGAGACAGACUGUGAUGCAGACUCCAUGUUUCUCGUGGAAAUCAUGGAAAUUAAUGAGAAAUUAGCAGAGUCUAAAAGUGAUGAUAUCCUUGAAGAAAUUGACACUUUGAUUAAAGUUAAACAAGAGGAACUGACCAGAGAGGUGGCUGCAGCUUUUGAAAGAGAUGACCUUCAGGAAGCAAAGAAGCUUUUAGCCAAAAUGAAGUAUUUUGCAAACUUAGAGGAUAAACUAAAGAACAAGAAGAUCCCUUCCUGAUACUGCCUCCUUUACUGUUGUUUUCAAUUAAACAGCUGAUUUAGUUACCAAGUGAGAAAAA
Strigops habroptila (Kakapo) is the source of this 999-nucleotide messenger RNA. It is a transcript of the gene HSCB, whose product is annotated as HscB mitochondrial iron-sulfur cluster cochaperone. Gene Ontology annotation, molecular function: ATPase activator activity; protein-folding chaperone binding. Gene Ontology annotation, cellular component: mitochondrion. Lineage: Eukaryota; Metazoa; Chordata; Aves; Psittaciformes; Psittacidae. Bases 243 to 938 code for a protein of 231 amino acids. The record is from RefSeq and is a predicted model, not a curated record. The transcript has 6 exons. Gene Ontology annotation, biological process: protein complex oligomerization; [2Fe-2S] cluster assembly.